AUGCUCUCGCUCACUUGUCCCUUGUUUUCCACACCCCCUCUCCUUUUUAUACAACCCCCUCCCCCAUUCACAUUCACCUCCUCUCCCCUCGCUGCCAGCGAUCUGAGCGGCAAUCUCUUUCAGGGCCGCCUGGACGAGGUCGCCACACACCUUCGCCUUCUCACCGCCCUCCAAUCCAUCAACCUCUCCUUCAACUGGUUCUCUCACACUGUGCCUGGAUACCUUUUCGCUCUUCCCAAUCUCUCCAGCCUCGCGCUGGGCUUCAACUACCUGACGGGCUCGCUGCCUGGCAGCAUAGCGGCGCCUCUCAAGGCUCUGGACGUGCAGUUCAACUUCCUUGCCGGCUCCUUCCCCGCCCUCGGCCUCGCCUUCUGCUCCGCCCGCAUCAACUGCUUCACCACCACCGCCAACUGCAAGCACCCCACAAGGCCCGCUGAGAUCCCGCGGGCAGCAGCUUCUUGCGCCAUCUGCAACACCACGAAUGCUCAGGGCAAGCUGUGCAGCAACAUCAUUGGUGGUGGGAUCUGCAGUGUUGUUCCUCAUCCUGCCCUCCUGCUCCCACCAGGCACACCCAACAGUGCCUCAUCGCCCGUGCUCCCUCUGGUCUGCACCGGUGCUACAAGUGUGCCCAUGGAUGCAGGUCAAGCCGCUGCGCUGAUGAAUGUGAAGGUGGCGCUGGGAGUGUCGUUUCCAGACUGGCGGGUCGAUGCCCUCUGCACCCUCGUGGGCUCGCCCUCCCCGGCUCCCGGCACGUGGAAUGGCGUCGCCUGUGACGAUUCUGGAAAAGUGCUCCGAGUGUCUCUCAAGGGGCAGGGCCUCACAGGGAGCAUCCACUCGGAGAUCUCCAAGCUCACCACCCUCACCGCUGAUGUUGUUGCUGCUGCUGCUGUUGUAGUUGUUGGUGUUGUUGCUGCUGUUGCUCUUGUUGGUGUUGCCGCUGUUGUUGGUGUUGUUGUUGCUGCUGUUGCUGCUGUGAUCUACCUGCAGUACAACUACCUCUAUGGCGUCUUCCCCCCGACCCUCCUCACCCUUAAAACCCUCUCGACACUCUCCGUGGCCUUCAACUACCUCACCGGAUCACUCCCCACCGCACUCCCCACCACGAUCGCCUCUCUGGACGUGCAAAGCAACUUCCUGGCGGGUUCCGUGCCGGCCAACACCAUCCCUUACUGCGCCAGCACGGGCAACUGCCUGGUGGACGCGUCCAAGUGUGCAUCACUGGGACUGCCACAGCGCAGCGCCGCUGAAUGUGCCGUCUGUGGCUCCACCAACGGCCAGGGCGCUCUGUGUGCUGCUGCCACCACCUGCCGGGAUGCUGCUGCUGGGGCUGGGGUGACGACUCCCCCCACUGCGCUUUCCGCUAGUCUCCCUCUCUUUUGCGAGGCUGUUCCCAUGGACUUGGUAACAACCUUUCCAGCCCAAACCAUGCUGGCCAUCAAGUCCGCACUGGGGGCAACGCUCACAGACUGGACUGCCACCCUGCCCUCGCCGGGCACGUGCACGUUGGAGGGGCAGACUCCUGGCCCAGGCGCAUGGACCGGCGUCUAUUGCAGCUCCAAGGGAGUGGUUGUGGGCAUCGACCUGAGCUCCAAUCUCUUCCAGCGCCGCCUGGAUGUCUUCCUCUCUCUCGCCCGUCUCUGCCCUCAAGGCGCUUCAGAAUCUGCCCUGCCACGGUGCCACCACCUGUUGCUGCAGCUUUCUCACUGCUUUCUAGACCUUCCACUCCCUUCCCAUCAAUCCGGCCGUCUCCUCCGUUUCCUCAUCCAUCUUCUUCCAGCCACCCUCCGUCCCCACCCCCCACCCCCACACAACCCCCCUCCCCAACCUUUCUCCUUGCCUCCCCCGACCCACAGCAAGCUGAGCCGCAACUAUCUGACGGGCACAGUGCCGGCAUUCAAGACGUCACUCAAGGCCCUCAACGUGGCCAGCAACCUGCUCUCGGGCUCCUUCCCCAUCGCCACCCUCACCGCCUGCGAUGCCCGCUCCAACUGCCUCUCCACCGCCACCAACUGCGCCAACGCUGCCGGCACGGCGCAACGGUUAUCCUCAGAGUGCAGCGUGUGUGGGUCCACCGAUGCUUCUGGCGUUCUGUGUGGGGGAGGGCUGUGCGCCCCUGAUGCCUCCGCCCCUGCUGCCUCCUCCACCCCCAACACGGACGGCCAGCCGCUGCUGCCACUGAGCUGCCUGGGAGUGCCCAUGGAUGCGGCCAUGGGGUUGGCGCUGCUGAGUGUGAAGGCAUCGCUGGGUGUCACGUUCACGGAUUGGAAUGUGGAUGCGCCCUGUGCACUGCCAGGGCAGGCCGUGGUGCCGGGCUCGUGGUCCAGCGUUGUGUGUGACGCCACCGGCAAGGUUCUCACCCUCGAGCUGAACAACAACCUCUUCUCAGGCCGCCUGGAUUCCUUCCUCACCCCACUGCUUCCCGUCAAGACCCUCAAAGUCCUCCACGUGCACAACAACUACCUGUCGGGCGCCGUGCCUCUAUCGCUCACUGCUCUCUCCGCCCUCUCUGAACUCAAGAUCCAGGCCAACUACCUGACGGGCAGCAUGCCGGCAGCGCUGCCGGCGUCCCUCAAGUACCUGGACGCAUCAGGGAACUACCUGGUGGGAACUUCGACGGCCCUGAUCGCAGCAAAGACUGUGAAUACGGGGACGGCUGAGAUGUACUGUGCGGGUGCUCCCAUGGAUGCUGCCAUGGCUACGGCGCUGCUCAAUGUGAAGGCAUCGCUGGGGGUAUCAUUCACCAACUGGGCGGUGAGCUCACCGUGCGCCGUGGAGGGAGUGGCAGCGCCGCCAGGCGCGUGGUCCAACGUCCUCUGUGAUUCCACCUUCAAGCCCGUCUCCCUCAAGCUGUCCAGCCUGAAGUUGACGGGGAGGAUGCAUUCGGAUAUCUCCAAGCUCACCACCCUCACUUCGAUUGAUCUCCACAGCAACCUAUUGCAGGGUCGUCUAGAUGCAUUCACAACCGACUUCAAGGCACUCAAAGCCAUCAAGCAAGCCUACUUCAACUUCAACUGGUUCUCUGGGUCCAUCCCCUCUGCCCUUGUGGGCAUCGCCUCCCUCACAUCAUUCGGUGCGAGCUACAACUACCUGUACGGCCCCGUGCCCAAGCUCGGUGCGGCUCUCAAGACUCUUGACCUGCGGAACAACUGGCUGUCCGGCACAUUCCCCGGCACUGGCUUCCUCUCCUGCUCUGCCUCCUCCAACUGCCUCGCCAACACAGGCGCAUGCAACACCACAGGCACCACGCAACGCCCAUUGGCUUCUUGCGCCGUCUGUGACUCUCCCAAGGGCACCGAUCCCAUCUGUGCCGGCGGCACCUGUGCUCCCAACACUGCCGGCCCUCUUGCCUCCUCCACCACCCCCACCACCUCAUCUCCCAUACUCCCGCGCUUCUGCGUCGGUGUACCUUUGAAUGUAGCGCAAGCAGCUAUUCUCCUCUCAGUCAAGUCAGCUCUCGGGGUCACCUUCACCCAGUGGUCUGCCAGUAUCCUUGCAGUAUCCCCCAAGGCAACGUCCUUUACCAGAGAGAUCAGCAACGGGCCAAAGGCGUUGGAGCGGCGGCGCUUGGCUGGGAACGGGUCGGGCAGGGAGAGGCUGCUGAAGGUGACUCCGCAACCACCUUCCGGGGAUGCGGGCAUGUGCACGAUUCAAGGCCAGACGCCCGUCCCUGAAUCCUGGCCGGGCGUGUUCUGUUCUUCUUCCGGCAUGGUCGUCGGCCUGGAUCUUCGGAGUUUCCUGCUGCGAGGUACCGUGCACGCAGACAUCUCCAAGCUCACCACACUCACCGCGCUCUACCUGUCAUCCAACCUCUUCUUCCAGCGUCUCGACUCCUUUGUGUCUCCUAUCCUGCCCACGGCCUCUCUCAAGGACCUUCGCUUCAGCUAUAACUAUCUGACAGGCUCCCUGUCUAAGCCCGGUGCCACCGUCAAGGUUAUCGACACGCAGGCCAACUUCCUCUCGGGCACUUUCCCCACGGCCUCACUGGCCUGCAACACUCGCCUCAACUGCUUCUCCAACGCCUCAGGCUGCUUCAACCUGGAUGGAACGGAUCAGAGGACAGCAGCAGAGUGCAGCAUGUGUGGGUCACCACAGAAGACGCAGGGGCUGUGUGGAGGUGGCACCUGUUUGCCUGUCCUUCCACCUUCCCUCGCUAAGGUUCCCAACAGUGCUGCUGCUCCCACACUCAUGAUGACAUGUGCUGCCGUGCCUCUUGAUGCAACCUCUGUGGCGGCACUGUUGAAGGUGGGGGCGGCUCUCGGGGUCAGAGACAUAGACUGGCGCAACGGCAGCAAGUGCAACAUUGAGGGGCAGAGCGCCAACCCCAAGUCGUGGCCGGGCGUGUGGUGCAGCGCCAACGGCACCGUCCUCUCCAUCACGUUGGCCAACAAGGCACUGAGGGGCAUCAUCCAUGCCGACAUCUCCAAGCUCACUGCCCUCUCCUACCUCGAUCUGUCCUACAAUCUCUUCUCUGGUCAGCUCUCCAAGUUCGUCUCCAACAUGCUGCCAGUCACCACCUUGGCCACUCUCCGUGUGGGGGCAAACUACCUGACGGGAACGCUCCCAACCAUCUCCAAGCAGCUGCAGGUGCUGGCCAUCGCCAGCAACCUCCUGGCGGGCGCCUUCCCCACGCAGCCCUUCCAGCUGUGCGACAUCCGCAGCAACUGCCUCUCCUCGCCGGGCUCCUGCACCAACGAUGCCGGUGUGGCUCAGCGCACCUCCGGCUGUGCCUUCUGUGGUUCCGCCACGGGCGCCCCGCCUUUCUGUGCCGGCACCACCUGCACUCCCGAUGUCGCUGCAUUCCUUGCUGCUGGCACUGUAAACAGCCCUACUGCCGCCCUCCCAGCAAUGUUCUGCGACGCCGUUCCAGUGGAUGAUAACUCUGUGCUGGCGCUGCUGGCACUGAGGGCGGGGCUAGGCGUGAGUGCAAGCAGCUGGGCGGUGGACUCGCCCUGCACGCUGGCGGGCAACGCCCCCGCGGUGGACAGCUGGACGGGCGUCGUCUGCGACCUCUCGGGCCAAGUCCUUAGCCUCAACGUGGCGUCCAACCUUUUGGAUGCGCGCAUGAGCGAGUGGGCUCUGCCUCUCACCGGCCUCAAGGCACUCAAGCAACUGUCUCUCAACUACAACUGGUUCUCUGGCCCUCUGCCCUCAUUCCUCCUCACCAUGUCCUCCCUCUCAGCACUCAACGUGCAAUUCAACUACCUCGCUGGUCCCAUCACCGGCACUCCCUCUGCCUCCCUCAAGUCCCUCAACGUCGCCUCCAACCUCCUCACAGGAGCCUUCCCAGCGUCUUCCACCACCGCAUGUGAUGCACGCAGCAACUGCCUAGCAGACUCCUCCAAGUGCCUUGCCUCUGGCUCCUCCUCCCAGAGGCUCGCCUCUGACUGCAACGUCUGUGGUUUGGGGAGUUCCAGUGCGGUUGUGUGCAAUGGAGGGGUGUGCACCCCUGACACUACCGAGCCAGUGGCAGCACUCACGCCUAAUAGUGCCUCUGCUGCUCUUCUGCCCAUGCAGUGCUCGGGUGUGCGCAUUGACGCCACUGCAGUGUCGGUGCUUGGGAGUCUCAAAGCGGCUCUGGGAGUACCUCUCCCGGACUGGGGAGUGAACUCCCUGUGCACGGUGGUCAUUGUUGUUUCCGGAGUCAGCAGCUCCUCCCCUCGCCCGAGGGACUUGGGAGGCGUGCUGUGCAGCCCGGCCGGUGCUGUGGUGGAGAUCAACCUCAUCACGCGCCAGCUAGCUGGGUCCAUGCAUGCAGAUAUCUCCAAGCUCACUGCGCUCACUGCCCUGGCUUUCUACUCAAACUUUCUGGCUGGUCGCCUGGAUGCUUUCACUGCACCUUUCACCGCUCUAUCCAGCUUAGAGAAUCUCCAACUGCACGACAACUACCUCUUUGGGCCCAUCCCCUCGGCUCUAAUCGGUCUCAAGAGCCUCUCCAAGCUGAGUCUGGGCUCCAACUACCUCACUGGGAGCGUGCCAGUGCCAGGCACUGCCAUGAAGCACCUGGACCUCGAAAACAACUACCUCGUGGGAACCUUCCCAGCAGGCUCCUGGCUGUCCUGUUCGGCACGCACCAACUGUUUCUCGAGUGCUGCUGCUUGCACCGCCGACGGAGGCAAAGGGACUGUUCAGAGAGCCACGUGCAGUAUCUGCGGCAGUGCUGAUGGCACGGGGGUGUUGUGUGGCGGCGGUGGUGCGUCCACCUGCCAGCCCACAGCUGCUUCCCUCGCGUCCCUCUCCACGCUCAACAGCCCCUCUUCCCCUGCACUUCCUCUGGCGUGCUCCUUGCUGCCGGCUGUACCCGUCAACUCUACUGCCAUGGCGACGCUGCUGAGCAUCAAGACAGCCUUGGGAGUGACGCACACAGGGUGGGCGGCGAAUGCUGUCUGCACGCUGGCAGGGACAGCUGGCACUGUGGCGAGUGGGAGCCUGACGGGUGUGGAGUGUGACUCGGCUGGCAACCCCAUCAAGAUCACUCUCAACAAUCAGCAGCUGUUCGGAGUGCUCCCUGCUGAUGUCACCAAACUCACAGCGCUGACUUACCUCAACCUGCAGUCCAACCUGUUCAGGGCACGCAUCGAAGAUUUUGCACUGAGGCUUCCUGCCCUCACCAACCUGGCAGUGCUCCUGCUGGACUACAACUGGUUCAAGGGCUCGCUGCCCCCGCCUCUCCUCGCCAUGACCAAACUCACCCGCCUGAGCAUGGCGUACAACUACCUGACAUACCGCGUGCCACCGGUGUCAGCAUCGCUCAAGGCAAUCGUCCUCUCCAACAACUUCCUCUCGGGCACCUUCCCUGCCAACUCCGCCACCUCCUGCGUCUCUGCUGCCAACUGCUUCACCAGCGCCACUGCCUGCAACACUCCUACCGAGGGGGGCGAUACGGCACAGCGAGCGUCGGGGUGUGAUAUCUGCGGCAGUGCGAGCGGUCAGGGCAUGCUGUGCGGCGGCACAGGGGUGUGCACGCCCAAUGCUGCUGCACUUUUCACCGCCAAGACGCCGAAUACUGCUAGUGCUGCUUUUCUCCCCAUGGCUUGCGUUGACCUUGUGUGUGCUGCAGCUGCACCUGUUGCCUGCCCCACUGACUGGCGCUGCCAGGGUCUGAAGUGUGCAGCACCUACCGUUUCCAACUGUGUCGGUUACCUCUGCACUCCUUAG
This is a messenger RNA of Closterium sp. Naga37s-1, 7155 nucleotides long. The record is from the annotation of a GenBank genome assembly. Lineage: Eukaryota; Viridiplantae; Streptophyta; Zygnematophyceae; Desmidiales; Closteriaceae.